AUGGAAAGCAUUGAUAUUAAUUCGGCACAUGGUCUACGUGAGGAAAUCAAAGCUUUAGCCAAUGAAAUACAAACUCUGAAAAAUAUGAAAGAGAAUGAAGACUUGAUUAAAAGAAAUAUAGUGGCCAUGGUUGAGAAGAAGCCUUUGGCGAACCAUGAAUCUCAAAGGAAAUUUGAAAUUCGAUGUCCAAGGGGUACUCGUGAUUACGGGCCUCAAGAUAUGACAUUGCGAAGACAAGUAUUAGAUGUAGUUACAGAAUGCUUUAGACGCCAUGGUGGUGUUACCAUUGAUACACCUGUGUUCGAGUUACGUGAUAUCUUGAUGGGAAAGUAUGGUGAGGAAGGUGGGAAAUUAGUUUAUGACUUGUCUGAUCAAGGAGGUGAACUUCUUAGUCUGCGCUACGACCUCACGGUACCCUUUGCUCGUUAUCUUGCUAUGAAUAAAACCAUUAUGUAUCUAAAACGGUAUCAUAUUGGGAAAGUUUAUCGAAGAGACAAUCCUUCCAGAGGACGCUUUCGAGAAUUUUAUCAGUGUGAUUUUGAUAUUGCUGGUUCUUACGACUUGAUGAUUCCGGAAGCCGAAUUGUUAAGAAUUAUUAGUGAAAUACUAAAUGCAUUAGAUGUUGGUACAUUUGAAAUUAAAGUAAACCAUAAAUUACUACUUGAUGGUAUGUUUGCUGUUUGCGAUGUACCGAAAAAGCUUUAUAAAGCGGUAUAUUCGUCGAUUGAUAAAUUAGACAAACUCCCGUGGGAAGAUAUCAAAAAUGAAUUGUGUAAUGAGAAACAUAUUCAUUGUGAUGUAGCCAGCAAACUGGAAACAUUUGUACGUUUACGAGAACAUAACAGCAGCUUAACAAAUUUGGAUUUAUUAAACUGGUUUGAAAAAGAUGAAACGACAUCGCAAAAUAAUGAUAUACAAAAAGCUGUAUCUGAAAUGAAACAACUUUUGGAAUAUUGUGAGCUUUUUGGUAUUCUUUCGACUAUUACCAUUGAACCAUCAUUAGCACGAGGUCUUGAUUAUUAUACAGGAGCAAUUUUUGAAGUUACUUUGAAAGACUGUUCCGAAAAGAUACAAAUAGAAAAUGGCGAUUCCGAUAAAGAAACUCGAAGUACUAAUAUUGGAUCAGUUGCUGGUGGUGGUCGUUACGAUAAUUUAGUAUCAAUGUUUUUACCAAAACAUAAAGUACCUUGCGUAGGAAUUUCGCUCGGAAUUGAAAGGCUUUUUACGAUUAUGAAAGAAAAAUUAAAAAUGGAAGAUGUACGAUCAAAAGAUACACAAGUUCUUGUUGCUUCUGCGCAAAAGAAAUUAGUAAAAGAAAGGAUGAAAAUUUGCCGGUUGCUUUGGGAUAAUAAUAUUAAGGCUGAAAUGGCUUUGAAGGCAAAUCCGAAAAUGUUAGACCAAAUGCAAUAUUGUGAAGAGCAUAAAAUACCGCUAGCAAUAAUUGUUGGUGAGCGCGAGUUGGAAGAAGGCAUAUUAAAACUGAGAGAUGUACCUUCUCGUAUCGAACAGGAUAUUCCUCGAGACAGUUUGGUAGAAGAGUUGAACAGGCGGUUGAAACAUUUGCAAUAA
Brugia malayi is the source of this 1569-nucleotide messenger RNA. RefSeq names its product histidyl-tRNA synthetase, putative (gene Bma-hars-1). Gene Ontology annotation, biological process: histidyl-tRNA aminoacylation; nematode larval development; mitochondrial translation. The record is from RefSeq and is a predicted model, not a curated record. Gene Ontology annotation, cellular component: mitochondrion; cytoplasm. The transcript is spliced from 11 exons. NCBI's taxonomy places the organism in Eukaryota, Metazoa, Nematoda, Chromadorea, Rhabditida, Onchocercidae. The coding region runs from base 1 to 1569 and encodes 522 amino acids. Gene Ontology annotation, molecular function: ATP binding; histidine-tRNA ligase activity.